AAAAACACAAAAAAAUCAAAUCAAGAAACAAAAUAAAACAAAACAAUACCACCCAGAAAAAGACUAUAUUAUACACCAAUCUAUCACAAAUGAAAUAGUCUUAAAAGAAAGAGAAAAGAAAACUCCUCCACCAAAGUCGACCACGGAAUCGAACACAUGGCACCGGCUUCGGCCACACCCGCAUUGGGCAACGUGGGCGGACGUGUUCUCUUGCUCUCUCUUCGUGUUACCUGCCAUCAAAAUGUCUUCCACCAUGAACGGUGUCGAAAGCGACGACGAAACCCCACAGGUGUCGAUCACAAGUGAGAGUGAUGAUGACCUACCGCAGCUUUCGGCAGGGACGAUGGCAGCCCUAAUGGAGUUCUUCAAGGAGGAGGAGGAGAGGAAGGAUAAGCUGCGGCAGAUUGAGGAGGGAGAGAUCCCGGACACCUUUGAGGAGGACUGGAACAUGAGUCAGUUUUGGUAUGCAGAAGAAACCUCAAAUUCCCUAGCCCAAGAAUGCCUGAGACUGGCAGGGAACAACGGGACCAUUGCUUGCGUGUCUUCGCCAACCCUUUACAGAACCCUAAGGGGAAUGGACCAUGAGUGCAAGUUGCGAGUACUGGAAUAUGACACAAGAUUUGCCGUCUAUAAGGAAGACUUUGUCCUCUAUGACUUCAAGAAUCCCCUUGCUGUGCCAAGAGAUUUGAGGCAGGAGUUUGAUGUAGUGGUGGCAGACCCCCCAUACCUGGAUGAAGAUUGCCUUGCCAAGACGGCUAUCACCAUCAAGUACCUGAUGAAGACGGACGCGAAAUUGAUCUUGUGUACGGGCACAGUGUUAGAAGAACUUGCGGACCGUUUGCUAGGGGUUAAAAAGUGCAAGUUUGAGAUUAAGCAUGAUAAACAGCUGAGCAACCCCUUUUCUUGCUAUGCUAAUUAUGACUUGGAUAGUUUUUGUGAAAGUUGAUAAUGGGUUUAAUAUAUUAUAUCUCUUAUUUAACAAAUUAUCCAUUGAAGAAUUAAGCUUGCAGGAAGCGGAGAUCAUCUGUGCUAAAAAGUCUUGUUUCGGCAAGCAGUGGCGUUGUGGUGUGUCCCGUGCUUGUGUCAGACAAUAAAAGUGAUAAAAAAUAUAGAUAAUUGUUGUGAUAUGCAUUUUUUUUUUCAAAUAUGAUAGAUACCAAACUAAUAUAAAAAAGUGGUUUCACUUUGCUAUGUAACAGUUCCAUUGAUAUGUAGUAUGUGUCAUUUUAAGGAUGCCUUACGUAUUAUAGGAUCUCAAAGCCUCUAUGACAAUAAGUGUCUAUAAUUAACUGCAAUUACUUUUCCACAUUUUAGGCCUUUUUAUAUUUUGUAUAUAAUUUUUCAUUCUGAUCAUGAGUUUGGAAAUGAGAAUGCAAGUAAUGAUGAGGAUCUGUAUAGAAUGAAGGUAGACUUACCUGAUGUUAGAUGAACAGUGAUUGUACAAGAUGUUACAAGUAGGAAGAUGUUGCCUUUUAUUAUCAUGUUAUGAUAUCAGUAUGGAUAUAUAAGAUUAUAUGACCUUUGUACACUUGUUACUGAGUAAAUUCAGUAAUUUCCUUGGUUCUAAUCUCAUUAUUUGUUGAAAAAAGGAAGAAAUUUUAUCAAUGUUCACACAGUUAUGAACGUUUACCUUAUGAGAUGUGUUAGCUGUUAUGUAAACUGUGUAACAGGCAGCCAAGCUGUAUUUUUGUGAAUUAUUAUUAUUUUAAUUAUAUUUGUUAUCAUUAUCACUAUUUCUCUUCUGUCCUGUUGAUUACACUUGAGAUGCAUAACAGAUUCCCACUUUCUGUACUAAUUCAGAUGAACAGACAGAAUACUCAAUAUGCUCAUGUGAACAUUCUAGUCAGGUGCCUCAAAUAUAAUGUUAUCCUCUUCACUUAUCCUUGUUAAUGUUUUCAUGUUCCAUGGAUUUCUCAGCAGUGUGAACAACAUAGAGAUGAUGUUUGGUUAGUCUGGAGCAUAUGUAAUCACUGACCAUUUUCAUAUCACUGCUGAGGGGAGUGAGGUUUGGUGUGGGACAAAGAAAGUGGUUAGUAUUUUCCUUUUCUCUCCUCCUUCCUUUCUGAAAUGAUUUCUUUUUUUCUGACUUUUUCCCUUCAUUCUUGCUCUAAUGCUGUCAGUUUUGUAGUGGCUGAAAAUGCUAUUAAUACUUCAAGGGAUUGAUCAAAAGUGCCAUUUUUUUCUGUGGGAGGAAUGCCUUACACUGUAAGACUAUAUAUGUAUAUAUAUGAAUGUAUGUAUAUGUGUAUAUAACUGAUCAUUGUGACAGCUGGCAAAAUUUGGAAUUUUGCAGGAAUCUUUUUUUUUUUUUUUUUACUUUUGAGGUUUAUUUUUCACAGAAAUUGUACAGAGCUUAGUAGAAUUAUUCUUUCUAAAUUAUUAAUGUUCAUUUACAAAGACUUUGCAUUUUGACUUUGGGUAAUAGUGUUCAUAUAUUUACAUUAAUGUCAUAACUGAAAGUGGUACCUCCCCCCUUGCAUUUCCUUCCACUGAAUAGGGGUAGGAUAUCGGCCAAAAGCCAAUAAUAGUGACUCCCCAAUAAUUUAACACCUUGACAAAGGUUCUUUGUUGAACAUAUUGUACCACCUUUGUUCGGGUCAUACUGGCUUUUACUGAAUUUGAAUGGCAGUUGGUUAAUGAUUAAAACAAAUCAGUGUGCAAGACAUCAAUGGUUAUAUACCACUAUGGUAAAGUAUCGUGUCAAAAAGGGGUAAAAAUAAGUUUAAAGUAAAUACUAUUUAGGGUUGAAUCAUGAGUGUACUAACAUGUGGUAAAGCAUACUUAUGAUUGGGGUAAUCUGAUAAAUUGAGUCGACUUGUCUUCUUCUUCUUCUUUUUUUUUUUCUUUUUUUUUCUAUUAAAAUCAUGUAUUGAAUUUCCGACGGAGACUAGUUGUUCUAAUGGCAUUAUCUUGUGUUCCAACGAUUAAUAUCUCGGACAAGUGAAUACCUCAUUAUACUGAAGAGAAUCCUCCAUGCACAACCCCAUUCUGUCAAGCAACAUGUUAGUAGUCACUCAUUCCAUUCUCACUUUUUUGUGGAACCAAACAUGCAGAUAUUGUAUGGAUAUGCAAUUCAGGAAAUAUCAUUUGUUGUACAUGUUCUCCUCAAAUUGAUGUAACCUUUGGUAGAUGUCAUGAAAAGUGAGAUUUGUAUAAAGAUUCCAGUUUCCCCAUUUCUCUCUCAUGCUAUAUUGGUAUCUCCCGAACCAUUUGAAUCCCGGUGAGGUCUAUAAACUCUGGUCCUGUUAAGGAUCUAAAUUAUAUGUAGCAUGUUUCCAAUAGCAUUUGUGUUAUUCAGAUAUUCAAUUUAAUCAAGUAUAUACAAAUAAUCCAAGCCAUAAUAUUAGUCCCCAUAGUUUUUGAAAUUGUUUAUUCAUGUUAUUACUUUUAUCUGGCUCCUUGAAAUAAAAGUUUUCUUCCAAAUUUUUUUGGGAAGUUGAGUUUGAGAAGCAUUAUGCUGCACUGUGUAUGCUCAAAACCACUUGUCUGGUGAUUCUUUUCCCCUCACAGUGAAAAUGGGUUUGGCAUGUAGGCCUAAUGUAGCUAUCCACUGCUGGUAUAUGGAUAGGAGAAACACUGUUGUAAAUUGUCCGUUCAGUGUUAUACCUUGCAUGUGAUUUUUUUCUGUGCAAGUUGUGAAUGCAUUUAGUAUAGAAUUUAUUAUUCUAAAGGAUUUUUGUGGGAGAUUUCAGGAGAAUGGGAUUUUAUUCCGCAUCAUGUAAAUGAGAAUGAAUAAUAAUCAACAAGGAAAUUUAACAAAAAAAGCAACAAAACAGAGCAUGUAUGACUUUUUCUUAAAAUCAAAACUUUUGCUUAGGCUCCGGAGAACAUAAGUAGUCCUUAUUAAAGUGAUAACAAUAGUAGUAAUAAUAAGGCAUCAU
This is a messenger RNA of Penaeus vannamei (Pacific white shrimp), 3881 nucleotides long. Its product is annotated as EEF1A lysine methyltransferase 1. NCBI's taxonomy places the organism in Eukaryota, Metazoa, Arthropoda, Malacostraca, Decapoda, Penaeidae. Gene Ontology annotation, molecular function: nucleic acid binding; protein-lysine N-methyltransferase activity. The record is from RefSeq and is a predicted model, not a curated record. Gene Ontology annotation, biological process: methylation.